Messenger RNA from Oenanthe melanoleuca, 5375 nucleotides. RefSeq names its product interleukin 2 receptor subunit beta (gene IL2RB). Lineage: Eukaryota; Metazoa; Chordata; Aves; Passeriformes; Muscicapidae. Gene Ontology annotation, biological process: immunoglobulin mediated immune response; cytokine-mediated signaling pathway. Gene Ontology annotation, cellular component: external side of plasma membrane; membrane. Bases 277 to 2058 code for a protein of 593 amino acids. The transcript is spliced from 10 exons. The record is from RefSeq and is a predicted model, not a curated record. Gene Ontology annotation, molecular function: protein binding; cytokine receptor activity.
AAGCAGCAGCUUCCUGUGCACAGGUGAGAGGGAGAAGACAGAGAGAGACCACGCACUCAUGAGAGGAACAGCUUUGGAGCAGAACUGCUGGGCUGCAGGCACUCUUCUCUGGUGGGCACGCACUGAGCCAGGAUAUCUGCCUUCAUCCCUCUCCCUCCUCCCCCUCACCCUCCCCUCUGUCUGGCACUCAGCACCUGCUGCCAUCUAGCCUCACCACCCCAGGGACUCCGUCUGGACUGCUCAGUGCCCGCAGCUGGAAGCGUGUCACCAGCACUGAUGAAGCCCUCAUUGCUGCUUCUGUCUCACCUCUGCCUGCUCAGCCUCAUGCCUCCCUCGCGGGCAUCAUACUCGGCACAAGGCACCUCCAGCCUCACUUGUUGGUACGACUCACGGGCGGCUCUCUUCUGCGACUGGGACCCGGGCAGGGACCUGGCUGAAGCACCGUGCCAGCUGGAGAUUUUAUCAGAGAAGGGCUUUUGUGACAGCUUACCAGAGCCAUAUCCCCCACCUGAAAAACAAAAGAAGCACUGCAAAUUACCCAAGGCAGAGUAUAUGACAGGACUGAGGAGAUGCAUCAAAACCUUCCACCAAAAUGUUAAUAAUCAGUGCUUCACCGUUUCAGACAGUCUUAGCUUUUCUGUCCAUUGCCACACUGGAGAGAAAAAAACCAAAAUACCUGUGCAAAUAAAAGACUUCAGUCCAUUUGAAAAUAUAAAGCUGAGGCCUCCAGGAAACCUUCAGCUGGCUAACAUAACUGAAAACACCUCCAACCUAACGUGGAGCCUGAACAUUUCCUCUCACUAUUUGGACGGGGUGCGGGAGUACCAAGUGCGGUACCGACACGUGAGUCAGUCCUGGGAGGAGGCUGCAAACUUUCCCAUUGAGCAGGACCAGAUGUGGGUAAAUUUUGAGGGACUCUCACCCAACUCGAAAUACGAGGCAGCUGUCCGUGCAAGGCCGAGUGCCAGGAGCAGAUACAAAGGCGUGUGGAGCGACUGGAGCAAGCCAGUCCUGUGGAGGACACACCCUGACCACAAGGGAACAUCCCAGCCAGUCCUGCCAGUCCUGAUAGUGAGCACUUUGGUCUUCGUGAUCAUUGGGACUGCCUUCCUCAUUAACCCACGGACCCUGAAAUGGUUUAAGAAGAUCCUGAAGAUUCACAUCCCAGACCCCGAGAAGUUUUUUCCCCCACUUGUUUCAGUUCACGGAGGUGACAUUCAGAAAUGGCUCUCCUCCCCAUUCUCCACAUCUUCCUUGUGUGUGAACAGCACAACCCCAGAGAUCUCCGUGCUUGAGGUGAUGCAGAAGAACGACCAGGAAUCCCAGUUUCUGCUUUCCAAGGGAACCCUGAUUCCUGAUCCUCCCACAGAAACCAGUGUGCACUCUGGAUCCAGCUGCUUCACCAACCAAGGCUACUUCUUCUUCCACCUUUCCAACUCCUUUGAGAUCGAGCCCUGUCAGGUGUACUUCACCUACGAGCCUUUCACCCAGGAGGGCAGUGGCAGCAAGGACGGCGAGUGUUACCAGGCUCUCCCCUCCCCAGACCUCUGCACACUGGCAGAGGACAUGGAUGGGCUGCCCAGCAGCUUCUUUCACUGUGUGGAGGCAACCCAGGGCUUCCCAAACAGCUCCCUCCUGGAAGAGACAGCAGGCGAAGCCCUGCAGGCCACGGCUGCUCCUGGGGCUCUCCAGUCGAGUGAAGGCACCUCACCAACACCAGCGCUGGAACAGGAUGAGAAGGUGAUGGACAAAGCAGUUUCACAGCCUGCUGAGGCCGUGUGCCAGCUGGACACUGGCUUUCCUGACCCUCUGGAGCUGCAGGACAGCAAUUCUGUCAGUGUAAGGGAGGGGAGUGGGAAGGGGAGUGGGAAGGGGAGCCCUCCCACUGACCCCUGCACACCAGCAGCAAAUGCUACCUCUCCCUGCUCCCAGCCUCCAUCUCUAAGACAGGAUGAGGAUCCGUGCCACACAGCCUUCUCCAGCCAGGGGCCAAACACUGGUGCCUACUUUUCUCUGAGGGACCUGCAGAGCCAGUACAGCAGCCAUUGCUCUGUCUAAGGUCUGCCUGGAGGAGACCCACAGCCUGGGAAAGGCCACCUCUGCAGGGAAGGCUGGAGGGACAGUUUCUCUCCUCAGGACAUGAGUAUGCCUUCAGCAUCAAUCCCAUUGGGACUGCUCACUAAUGAGGCUGGAAAACACAGGCCAGCAAGGACUUGCCUUGAUGACCAACUCUGUUUUUCUGUUAAUACCGGCUCUGAUGGCAUAGAAACGACUCACACUUCUCAAGUGACAUUCCAAACCUCACCAACACGUUUUUCCCUUCCCAGCUCCCAGUAGGAGACUGUGCCAGCACUUCCAUGCUCUGCAUUUUGGUGUAAAACACUCAGUCUGAGGCUGAGCAGGCAUAUGCCUCAUACUGGCCUAAAAAUCUCUAAUGGCAUGGAGAAAUGCCUGAAGAUGUGGAUAUGGGGUUUUGUACAGGGGACAACAGCACUGCCAGUCAGUGCUGAGGUGGAUGAUGAAAUGGGUGAAGACAUCUCCUCCUGAUUGACCCAGGGUGUGAUGUUUUUCUAUGAUGUCCCCACUUUAGGUUUUAAUUAGAGAUGACAUUCUAAGCUGCUUGCUCCAGCUUUAGACUUUAGAGUCUAGACCUUAUAGUCUCUAAGGUCGGCUCAGAGCCACAAUUGCGUCAGCUGUCUAAGCAGUGCAGUGUAAAAAAGAAAUCCCCAUUACUGAGCUUAAAAUACUGGGGAAAUCCCCUCCCUUUCGUUCUUUCCUCCAGCUCUGGUGGUGGCAGAGAAAAGAACUCACACAGUUUCCCAUUCUUGCUACAAUAUUUUUCAUGAAAUCGAAAGCCUUUCUGCCCUGCUGGCAAACUACAGUUAUUUGACUAUGAUAAGCUGAUUGCAGAAUAGUUCAUCCCACAUCCUGUAUAAGUGGAAAACAUCACAGCAGCGCUGCCCAUUCCUUCCACUGCUUAAGAGAAACCAUUGCCUAACUAGCAGCAAAGAUGUGGUGAAUGAGCCCAGAAAACUAACCCACGAAUCAGCACCUUUACUGAAAAGAAAACCUCAAUCCACUUGCAAAGAAUGGGGAUAGCACAGACUUCUUUUUUCUUCUUCCUCUACAUGCCCCGUCUGGGUUAAGAAGAAGCCACAGAAGAAAAGAGGUAAGGCAGAGGAAGAUCCCCUGUAUUCACCAUUUGUACUAUCUGUCCAUUGAUGCUUCUGGAUUUUUCAGCAGUGGGAAAAUACCAGCCAUGUGCUAAGAGUUCUUCUUAUCUCUUAAAAAACUCUUCUAAGAGAAUUUAUACCAAAAAGCUCAAGGAUAUUGAACUUGUUAGUGCUUCUGUCACAACUGUGAGUGUCAACUAGAACUCAUUCUUUCCGAUCUCUGUCUGUCCAAGCAUUGAGAUGCCUGCUCCUACACUGUUGCCUGACCUUGCAGUAUGCAUCCUGAAUGUCACUAUGAGUCCCAGGUGCAGGGUCACCCACUUGGAUUUCACCUCAAAAGAGCUGCUCAGAGGAGUUGAGCCCACUUGUAGGUGGGAGGGCUUCAGGAACUAUUCCUCUCCUCUUAUCAGUUCCUUCACCAUCUGUCUCAAGUCAUGGACUGCUCCAUUGUGUCCAGGAGAAAACAGGAGAAGAAGACCCUCACAGAUUCUCAGAUAAGGAAGCACAAGGCUUUCCCAGCUGUUUCCUGUACUUUGAGAAUCUUCCCUGAUGGAUUUUGAGAAUAGACACUGACUCCCUUGCCUCUGAUGGGGAGUUUGCUAUGUUACAUGGGCCAUGGAUCCAAGCUGCACUGUGCCCACGUAGACUUUCUUAGGCUUUUCUAUUUUCCUUCAUAGAAUCAUUAAGGUUGGAAAAGACCUUCAAGAUUAUCUAAUCCAAAUACUACCAUGGCUGCUAAACUAUACUGCAAAGUGCCACAUCUACAUUUUCUGAACCCUUCCAAAGAUGGUCAAUCCACCACUUCCCUGGGGAGCCUGCUCCAAUGUUUAACCACUCUUUCAGUGAAGAAGUUUUUCUCUGGACAUGCUCCAGCACCUCGAUGUGCUUCUUGUAUUGAGCACUCCAAAACUGAAUACAAGAUUUGAACUCUGAGGAUUUGAACUGAAUGAGGAUUUGAAUGCCAGUGCUGUGUACAGGGGGAUGAUCCUUUUCCCAGCCCUCCUGGCCACACGAUUCCUGAUACAAGCCAGGAUGCCACUGGCCUUCUUGGCCACCUGGGCACACCUAGCUCAGGUUCAGCCACUGUCAACCAGCACCCCAGGUCCUUUCCCAUUGGGCAGCUUUGCAGCCACUCUUCCCCCAGUCUGCAGAACUCUAUGGGGCUGCUGCAGCCCUGCUGCCAACAGGACCUGGCACCUGGUUGAACGUCGUACCACUGGCCUUGGCUCCUCAAUCCAACCUGUCCAGACCCCUCUGCAGAGCCUUGCUACCCUGCAGCAGAUCAACACUUCUGCCCAGCGUGGUGUCAUCUGCAAGCUGACUAAAGGGGAGCCCUUGAUUCCCUCAUCUAGAUUAUGAACAGAUAUUAAACUGAUCUGGCCCUAUACUGAGCCUUGUGGAGCACCACUGGUGACUGGCUGCCAAAUGGAUUUAACUCCAAUCACCACAACUCUUCUGGCUUGGCCAUCCAGCCAGUGUUUUAGCAGCAAAGAGUACUCACAUCCACGCCAUGGGUUGCCAGUUUCUGCAGGACAAUGCUGUGAUAGAUAGUGUAAAAUGUUUUAUUAAGGGUUAGGUAGACAACAUCCACAGCCUUUCCCUCAUCCACUAAGUGGUCACCCUGUCAUAGAAGGAGAUCAGGCUGGUCCAGCAGGACCAGCCUUUCCUAAACCCAUGCUGGCUGAGCGUGAUCCCUUCGUUGUUCUACACCUGCCAUGUGAUGGUGCUCAAGGUGACCUGUGCCAACACCUUCUGUGCCACCAAGGUCAGGCUGACAGGGCUGUACCUCCCCAGAUAAUCCUUCCAGCCCUUUUUGUAGAUGGGUGUCACUCUGGCUAACCUCCAGUCGCCUGGGACCUCCUGGCUAGCCAGGACUGCUGAUAAAUGAUGGAGAGUGGCUUGGUGAGCUCUUGAGUGGAUCACAUUCAGCCCCACAGACCUGGGAGUGUCUCAGUGGCACAGCUGGUCACUAACUACUUCCUCCUGGAUUAUAAGGAGUUUAUUCUGCUCCCUGUCUUUGUCUUCUAACUCAGGGCAGUGAGUACCCUGUGGACAUCUGGUCUUUCUGUUUGAGACUGAGGCAAAGAAGGCAUUAAGUAGCUCAGCCUCAUCCUUGAUGUCAAUAUUUCCCUGCCAAGUCAAAUAAAGGAUGGAUAUUCUCCUUAACCCUCUUUUUUUUUUUAUUAAUGUAUAUGUUAUUUU